Schistosoma turkestanicum is the source of this 1223-nucleotide messenger RNA. Lineage: Eukaryota; Metazoa; Platyhelminthes; Trematoda; Strigeidida; Schistosomatidae. The record is from the annotation of a GenBank genome assembly.
GCGGCUGCUAGUAUCCAGAAACCCUACUGCCCUGAAACAAACGUUUCAUUCAAAUCCCGAGACAUACAAACUCACAACCAACUGCCAACUGACUAGAAUUAGACAGUCGAGUGGCUAGACCUCCAUCCAUUGGACAUUACCGAACACCUGGAACCGUACCGAAAGAACAAGAAUCGAGCGCGAAGAAAUCAAAUUGGUUUACACUAGCUCGUGAAAAAGAUAUUGGAUAUUGGAUAUUGGAAGCUACUUUCAAGGGCACUAUACACAUUCAAACCUGAGUCAUCUGUUGUUUCUUUUGUCGCUUUUGUUGAUAAUAGGCUAUGUUUCGGUUAAAAUGUGCCUUUCAAACGUAUGAUUGGGGUAAAUUUGGUGAAAAAAGUGAGGUUUAUAAGUUGUUGAGUCAAGCCCAAGAGCUAGAUAUCUUGAGGCCGUAUGCAGAGCUUUGGAUGGGGACUCAUGUUUCUGGACCAUGUUUCUUGACGGAUAGUCCUUCAAUAUCGCUGGAUACUUACAUUUCAAAAAAUCCGCACUGUCUGGGCUCCUCAGUGUCUAAAAUGUUUGGCAAAUCUCUACCCUUUCUGUUCAAAGUCCUCUCUGUGCGGAAGGCGCUGUCUAUCCAGGCUCAUCCAGACAAGGAGUUUGCUGUUAAAUUGCACGCCAGUAGACCUGACGUGUACAAAGAUGCUAAUCACAAACCAGAACUAGCUAUCGCCUUAACACCUUUUGAGGCAAUGAUUGCUUUCAGACCAUCUGAAGAAAUUGGCGCCUUUGCAAAACACAUCCCAGAACUUCAUUCAAUUAUCGGUCCGAAUUUUACAAAUGACUUGUUAAAUGUAUCCAUGGUAGAUGAGACACUUACUUCCGCAUCAAUUAAGGCUGCUUACUCUUGUUUAAUGAAUGCUGAGCCUAGCGUUGUUAGUAAUUUAGUGGAAACUUUAAAAACACGUUUAAACAAUGGUGAAAAGAUCAAUAUUCCACCUUUUAAAAAUUACCGUCUUGAUACAGACACUCUUGGCGAGGUAUUUAUUCGUUUAGCGACAGAUUAUCCUGGAGAUGUUGGUUGUUUCAGUUUGUUCUUUUUUAAUUAUGUCAAACUUAAUCCAGGUGAAGCAAUUUUUCUUGAAGUGAGUGAAAAAAAAAUUGUUUGUUUACUUUUGAAUUAUAUUUUUGUCGAAACUAAAAUAAUUUUAAAUAGAUUUGAAUGCAAAUGUUUAGUUAAUUGA